AAUCGGGGCUAUUAUUGAAUGCUAGCUAGCGAAUUGUACCUCUGCAUGAUAUACUGAUUGCAACCAAGUAUACUAUGUUCACUAUGUUCAUAGUGCUGGAGUGUGUAGGAGUGGAGGAAGUUGUGUGACCGGUUUCCUCGAAGGGAGGGAGGAGAGACACGACGUCACCCUCUUUCUCAUGUUGGUGGGUGACCCUUGUACCACCGCCUGCCUGGUUGGGCACGAAAUGUCGGGUUUUUUCCGUAUUAUUUCGUCUGAAUCUGGUUUGGCUGGGCAAAUGCGACCGGCUCAUUCCUUAUUCAUUCAUGGCCUUCUUCUCAUCAUCAUCUACUUACUAUUCAUCCAUUGCGCCCUCCUGCCUCUCCAGGGAUCGUGUGUGGUUGGACUAAAUUUUAUAAUUGCCCAGGUGAGUUAUAUGUUCCUGCAUCUUCCCCUCAUCCUAUUGAUUGGCGGUUUCCCGAUUCUGAACCGUUUUCCCGCCAUUCUCUCAGAUUCUGCGCUUGAUUUCCCAGCUGGCGCCCAACCCAGAUUGGCAUCUUGUCUUUUUGCCCGCCCCACGAACUUUUUUCGGGCCCACAGAUCACGGACAGCAAUAAUAAUCGCUCAACCAUCGCCCGUCAAUAACUACUUCUUUCUUUUCCCUCCCCCCCACGUCCGCGUGCCUUUUUCCCAAAUCUUAUUUAUUUCCCUUCUUCUCUCACUUGUUUGGUGAAGAGGAAUCAAUUGCUUUGGUUGUCUUUGACUCAUUGACUGAUCAAAGAGCCAAAUCGCUUUGCUGCUUCUCUCUGCACACUUGCCCUACCCGUUAUCGUUGCCGUCGGAAGUCGCCUCGCAGAUGUUCAGUGCUGUGGCUUUUCGCG
Messenger RNA from Aspergillus vadensis CBS 113365, 860 nucleotides. RefSeq lists its product as uncharacterized. The record is from RefSeq and is a predicted model, not a curated record. The transcript has a single exon. NCBI's taxonomy places the organism in Eukaryota, Fungi, Ascomycota, Eurotiomycetes, Eurotiales, Aspergillaceae. The coding region runs from base 179 to 712 and encodes 177 amino acids.